Messenger RNA from Agrilus planipennis (emerald ash borer), 2235 nucleotides. Its product is annotated as esterase FE4. Bases 579 to 1496 code for a protein of 305 amino acids. The record is from RefSeq and is a predicted model, not a curated record. Lineage: Eukaryota; Metazoa; Arthropoda; Insecta; Coleoptera; Buprestidae. The transcript is spliced from 5 exons.
UAUCUCUAUAACUCAUCCCUGAAUUUUUAGACUUUAUUUAUUAAUUCAAGUGGAUUAACCAUUUUUUUGUUACAGGCAUGAAUACUUUUAUAGACAAUCGGCACUAAUAAUAAGGUAAAUUCCGCAAGUCAAUUUGUGUGCAUUCUCCGUGCCGUCCGCCUGUUUCCAAUCUAUGUGCACCUACUGUACUAUGAAUCUAUUUAAAGAAUAUGUUUUAUUCAACGACCGAUAAAUACUAAUUGAUGGGAAUACCUAUCAAUCACUUGCAAACAAAAUCAAAACAAUUGUGAAAAAAGUCAAACUCACAAAUAAACGCUUAUCGAAAUACCAAGAAUCCUUAGUUGAUUACGCAGUGUGAUCUAUAUGUAGUUUUCAUGGAAUUAACUAAUAAAUAUUCAAUCAAACGAUACCAAAUAAAAGAAAACAGAAAUAAGAAAAUAAUCGCGAUUUGUAUUUAAAUACGUGUUACCUCAACAUCGCAUCCAUUAGUGUGUCCCAUACAUACUUUGUUGUUACUUUUAAAUAUUUAAUUUCGUUUUGAAAAAUAUUUUGGUGUAAAAUAACUUAAGCUAUCCAAAAUGCGUAGAUCGUUUAUAUUGUUAUUUAGCGUGUAUGUUUGCUGUGUUUUGUUUGUUAAUGGAGAAGCCAAAAAUUUACCACUUACCUCAACUAAAUUGGGUGUUAUCAAAGGAAAUUAUCUGGAGAGCCGAUUAAAAAGGACUAUUUACGCUUACAGAGGAAUACGGUACGCAGAAGCUCCCGUGGGAAACCUACGUUUCCAGCCCCCCGUUCCAGUCAAAUCCUGGGACACAAUAUACGAUGCAACAAAGGACGGUGCUGCCUGUCCACAACCAGGAUUUCAGCCGACGUCCGAAGAUUGUCUUUUUUUAAACGUUUACACAACAGUGUCUCCCGAAAAUAUUCAACAGGACAACGUUACCCGGCCCGUAAUUGUUUACAUCCAUGCUGGAGGAUUUUAUAGCGUUACUGGCAGGAGCGAUUGGGCAGGUCCUGAAUAUAUGCUGGAUCAGGAUGUAGUGUUUGUGACAUUAAACUACAGACUUGGAGCUCUAGGUUUUAUCAGCACAGGUGAUAAAUUCGCUCCGGGCAAUCUCGGUCUUAAGGACCAAGUUUUAGCGUUGAAAUGGGUUAAAGAUAACGUAAUUUAUUUCGGAGGAGAUCCAAACUGUGUAACUCUGUACGGGUACAGCAUGGGAAGUGCUAGCAUUUCAUUACAUCUAAUUUCACCAAUGUCCAGAGGAUUAUUCCACAGAGCAAUAUUAUCCAGUGGUUCUGAGUAUGGAAAUUGGCCUAUUCCAAGACAUCAAUUCAAUUUAGCACAGAAGCAAGCUAGACUUGUGGGUUGUCCUGAUGAUAGUUCCCAAAAUAUUAUUUCCUGUCUGAAAAAUAUAUCAGCCGAAAGCCUUGGAAAUUCCUUUUUUGGCUUUAAGGUUCUUUACAUAUUUAAUAAAACUAUAUCAAUGCUUCAAAUAUAGAAAAUACUACAAAUGGCGCAGUAAACGCCAUCUGUAGCACGAUGCUAUAUUUUAGGAUUACGUAUGCUGGAGUAGAGGUAGUAGGGUAGAGUAGGAUGUUCUAAUUAGUCCAGGAUAGGAAGGAGUGGAGGUGGGUGUCCAACCAGUCUUAGGACUGACGACUUUUUGAUGAUGAUCUCAUCUCAAUAUAACAAAUCUUUCACAUUUAUUAUUUUAAUAAAUAAGAAACAGAAAGAAACGAUUAUUUUUUCAGGCAACAGUGAAUGCAUUUCAAUUAAUUUUAAAUUUCAUUUCAGAAACCCUAAUUCAGGCAACUUAACCAUUUGGAAGACAUUCAACACUGAAACAAAUUAUUACUUAGAUAUUGGAAAUACAUUACAAUUGAAACAGAAUUUGUUUAAAACACGUUACGACGAAUGGAAAUCGUUAUUUUUAGGUGACACACCGUAAAUUGAAGUAUUUGGAAAUGUCAUGGGCCACGAAAUGCGCGAGGGGCGGACCUUGUUGCAUUCAUUGUUAACACUUCCAAAACAUUAACUCGACUGUUAACCAUGAAAACUGACUGUCAUCAGGCAGCCAAUGUUUUUAGUGAGAACUGAAAACAUUCGAGUUUUUUCCCUGCACAACCCAAGGUCAUGGCCCACCAGAUUCUAAACUAUCUCUAACACGCAAUACUUGUGGUUAUGUUUUCUUUGUAGUUUAUUAAAUUGACUAAAUCAAGAAACAAGAAAUUUAUUUG